AUGGCUGCUGAUGGUGCUGCUGUUAUUACUGUUGUUUCUGCUCUUAUUGGCGACGACGACAAUGAUGGUGUUGCUGUAAUAGAGGAAAGUUCUGAGAAGUUUAUGGAAAUAUAUGUUAUGGCAUUUUUUGCUUUCUUUUUUUAUUAUCACAUGAACAGUGUAAAGUUGAUCUUAAAAGAAUUAGUAGAAGAAGGACAAGAAACAGAAGAUAAAGAAGAAAAAGAAGAAGGAGAAGAAAAAUAA
Molecule: messenger RNA, 243 nt
Organism: Enterobius vermicularis (human pinworm)
Lineage: Eukaryota; Metazoa; Nematoda; Chromadorea; Rhabditida; Oxyuridae
Source: the annotation of a GenBank genome assembly